Messenger RNA from Stylophora pistillata, 5465 nucleotides. RefSeq names its product bone morphogenetic protein 1. Lineage: Eukaryota; Metazoa; Cnidaria; Anthozoa; Scleractinia; Pocilloporidae. The record is from RefSeq and is a predicted model, not a curated record.
CCCAUUAGUGCAAUGGUCAGUGCUGCAACGGCCGGACGACAUAUAUACUUAACGGAACCGGAGUGCAAUGGUUCCGCCGAGUAACGCCUGAAGGAGGGUACACCAGUACGCCAAAAUCGCCCAGGAAUUGAACCUGGCCCCCCGGAAGCGCUCCCCGCCUAACGGGCCACCUGAACAGUCGGGGUGUGCAAGGACUGCUGUUGGGUAACGAGUCCCAUAAUGCAGAGAACUACAUGCUAUGAGACCCUAACCCGCGUCAGUUUACGUUUUAUUGACGAUCUCCUUGAUCUCAUCGGGUUCGUUUACGCAGAGCAACAGUUGUUCCGAUGUUACUCAAAGAGUCACUGCCUCUAGAUGGCACAACACAACUAUCACGAGUCCCCACUAGCCUGCAAAUUACAGUAACAACUCGACAUGUACUUGGUUAAUUGAAGUUGCCAGUGAUACUCAAUCCGUUGGUUUUAUAUUGAAAGUCACUUUUAAUAGCUUCCAGUUAGAAGAAGCUAAAACGGCUUUUCUCAUUUGUAAUGACAAACUGGAGUUCUAUGAUGGUAACAGCACUAAUUUGUCAGAUCUUCUUGGAUCAUACUGUGGAGCAGUAUCUCCCAAUGUUGUUUAUUCCACUGGACGGCUUCUUUAUGUCAAGUUCCAGUCAGAUGGACGUUAUUCCGACAAGGGAUUUAGUUUAAACAUUUCGGCCGUUAUGGAAGAGGAAGCCGCUGGUAUUUGUCGUAGGACGGAUAGCCUAGAUAAAGUACUCGAGCUUGGCGGGUUGUCGGGCACAUUCUUUACUCCAGAUUACCCUGUUCUUUACCCGAUGGCUGCGCAGUGCACUUGGGUGAUCUCUGUUCCCGCUGGUCGAAGAGUGAAGUUGACAUUUGAAGAUUUUAAUCUAGGAGUAAAAAUUGAACCAGAUGCUAUUUGUCAAGAAAUGGACUCAACAGAUUAUGUGCGGAUCCGAGAUGGGCGGCUGAAAGAUAGCAAAGAGCUUGCUAUGUUCUGUGCAUUGAACAAGCCGAUCUGGGGGAACAUAUACGAUGUUUACUCCACUGGAAAUUAUAUGCGGGUCUCGUUUGCCGCCUUUAGGCUUAAUCAGUUAGGUCGCCUUGCCUCAAAAGGCUUCAAGGCCCGUUACCUUUCUUUGGACGCUUCUCCUGAUGCCUAUUCUAAGGAAUUGUGUUACCGAGGAAACGUCAACAAUAAUAACCUGAUGUUAACUGGUUCAAAUGGAACUCUUAAAAGUCCAGAGAAGAAUUCAGUUUACCCCCCAGCUAUGAGCUGCGAUUGGCUAAUCACUGUACCAGAUGGAAAAAUCGUCAAACUCAGCUUUGACAGGUUUGAAUUGGAACCCAGCUUUGGCCAGCCAUGUACUGAAGAUUAUGUAGAAAUCCGUGAUGGAAGAGAAAGUAACAGUGCGAAAAAAGGAAGAUUCUGCGGUAAAGAAAAACCAAAGGACAUUGAGUCAAGCGGAUCCUACAUGAGAGUGAUUUUCAGAUCUGACAAGUCAGCUUCAAAUUACAAAGGUUUUAAGGCCACGUUUCUGGCAACCUCUACAGGAAAAUUCCACUAUUUGAGCAUUCCCAGGUCCCAAUUGAAGGAGCUGGGAGCGAACCUUCAGGUUCGUUCCCAGCUCCUUCAUAUCCUCACCGGAUAUAUGGGUAUGGAAGCCGCAUCGGUCCGCGACAUGCUAUUUGCUGUUAUUCUGAUCAUCUUAUGCAUGCAAGGUGUAUUUUCCCAGGAUGAUGCCUGUGGAUGGUAUGGUACAAGAGUUACAGUUUCAGAAUCGUCUAAAGUAACUAUUACAAGUCCAAACUUUCCUCUGGAUUAUGGCAAUAAUGAGAAAUGCAAGUGGAGAGUGAGUGUUUCACAAUCAGCUUCAUUCGGUGAUUUUAUUAUAAAAGCAACUUUCAAUGAAUUUGAUUUGCAAUACCAUGAUGGAUCAGGAGACUGCCCGUAUGAUAGCCUGACCUUUCUGGAUGGGGAUUCAUCUGGCAGUGAUCUUAUUGCAAAAUUCUGUGAUACUGUUCACCCAGAGGUGAUUUACUCAACUAAAGAUGGAAUGUUCAUUGAGUUCGAGAGUGAUAGUACUAGUACUUACAAAGGAUUCAACAUGACUCUUAUGGCAGUAAAAAAAGAGGAAGGAUUAGGAUUGUGCAGCCCAUCAACAAGUCAGAUUAAGCAGCCCAUUGGUUCUGGUACAUUAUAUACACCACAAUUUCCGAUCCCAUACCCGGAUGACACCACCUGUAUUUGGAUAAUCACUGCUCCAUUCGGAGAAAGAGUAAAAUUGACGUUUGAGGUAUUUGAUCUUCCAACAUCCCGGCCUUAUUUCCUUGGACAGCGGGGCUCUGAUGGUCAAUAUUGUAGUGAAGAUGAAUCCAUGGUUGCAGAUAAAGUGGAGAUACGGGAUGGUCCUUGGCCUGACAGCAAACUACUCGGCAUUUAUUGUGGUGACAGAUCGGAUUUGGUUGUUCAUUCCACUGGGCGUUACUUGUGGGUAAAGUUUCGUUCCACUUCCGACGGCCAGAGUGAGAAUCGUGGUAUCAAAGCGCCUUUUGAAGUUGUAGACCCCAUUGUUAGUGAGGAGCAGUGUAUACCUGGAAACACCAAAAACGAUAAUCUGAUAUUGACUGGGUCAGAAGGAACGCUACAAAGUCCUAUGGAGUACUAUCCACUCAAUUCGAAAUGUGAUUGGCUGAUCACUGUACCGGAGGACAGCUUUGUGAAACUCAGUUUUGACAGAUUCGACCUGGGCUUAGAUGGUUGUAACUCUGAGAAUAUAAAGGAUUAUGUAGAGGUUCUGGAUGGCAAAGAACUUGACAGCGAAAGCAAAGGAAAAUUUUGUGAUCGCACAAUACCACCCGUUAUUCGGUCGAGUGGUCGACAUAUGAGAGUAGUUUUUGUAUCCGACUCAUAUGGACCAUUUUACACGGGAUUCAAAGCUACAUAUACAGCAGUCGAGAAAAAGGAUAACACUGUACAACUGCAUUUGACCAUAGCGGUUGUCAUUCUCAGUGUGAUUCUGUUCAUGGUGGUUGCCUGCUUACUCGUGCAACGUUUAAAGCGAAGAAAACAGCCUCGCAAUGAAGCUGCCAGUGGUAGAAUGAAAAUGUCAACAAUCGCAAGGUCAGAUUCUGCGGCUGAACUCGCGGGAGUGACCGAGCAUUCUCCUCCCCCUACCCCACGGGUUUCUGUUGCCCCAUCAACAAACUCUUCCAGACCCCAACAGGUUGGUUAUGGUCCAGUGCCGACGGCCCCAAAUCUACCACCCUCAGAAAGCCCAGAUUUGGUAGAACUACCACCACCCUACCCUACAGAAGAACAGAUUCCGCAAUCUGUUGCCAUGGAUACGGUUCCACUGUCAGGGGAAUCGCAUCCAUGGCAACAGACUCAAGCGUCGACAGACCGCGAGAGUACAUCCUUCAUCGAAGAAGGAGUGCCAUUUCAGUUCAUUGCAAUGGAAAUCACCGAAACCUGGACGAUACUAGGUUUGGUGUUAUUUUCCUUGAUGGCUAGAGCCACAUUUGCACUGGAAAUUGCAAACAGCUCUACGGAGGUUUGUUUUCCUGGUAACAUCAAUAAUAACAACCUGAGAUUGAAUGGCUUAAAGGGAAGUUUUCAAAGUUCUGAGCGCCCCCUCGUAAAUUCAAGCUGUGACUGGCUCAUAACUGUUCCAGAAGGGAAAAUUAUAAAACUUGUUUUUGGUAGGUUUUCUCUUGAUUAUGAUCGAUCUCCUGGGGGAUGUCCAAGAGACUUUCUGGAGAUUUAUGAUGGGAAUAGCAGUUCUAGUGAAAGAAGAGGCAGAUUCUGUGGCCUCGUAAAGCCAAUGAACAUUUAUUCAACUGACCGAUACAUCUUGGUCCGACUCAGAACAGAUAAUGAGUCGUCGUUAUGGAACCCUGGAUUUACGGCCACAUUCACGGCCGAGGAAACAUAUGUUUGUCCGUAUCAUACCAAAGUGCUUUUCGUCUCGGAAUCCUCCAACAGAACACUCACGAGUCCAAAUUACCCUUCGCAGUACGACAGCAAAACGCUAUGUAAGUGGCUACUUGAAGCACCCGAUGGACUCAUAGUUAAGGUGACAUUUCACGUUUUCCAACUGAAAGGAGGUUACUCUUGCAGAGAUAAACUUACAUUUUACGAUGGGAACGACACCACUUCGAAAAUCCUUGGAGCCGCGUACUGUGGCGAGACUCACCCAGAUGUAAUUUAUUCUACUAGACGACACGUAUUUGUUGAGUUCAAAACAGAUCCUUGCCGACGAAAACGCAAGGGGUUUAAAUUAAGUUUUUUAGCCGUUAAUAAAGAGGAAUCAGCUGCAAUAUGUCGCUCAUCAAGUGAUAAAGUCCUUCACCUCACUGGGUCCUCUGGUACUUUCUUCACUCCUUAUUACCCAGCUCCUUACGCAACAAACUGGACAUGCAUUUGGCUAAUUUCUGUUCCAGCUGGCAAACGAGUGAAGCUUAUCUUUCAAUAUUUCGACAUUAAUGUUUAUGGCACCUUUCAGAUACGCGAUGGUAAAAAUCCUCAAAGCCCUGAGCUACGCCGUCUGUACGGAGAAGAUGAUGUUUAUUCUACUCAAAGUUACAUGUGGGUGAAGUUUUAUUCUGGUGCUCGUAGUUGGUUUUAUAAGUCGAGAGGUUUCAAAGCACGCUUCGAGGCUCUAGAUCCUCCCGGAAAUCCCAAGAAAUUUUGUUAUCCUGGAAACAUUUACAACAACAACCUAAAACUAAAUGGGUCGUUUGGAACUCUGGGAAGCCCAGACGAACGUUACUAUCCACAUUUUAGUUGUACAUGGCUUAUCACUGUGCUGGAAGGAGAGAUUAUCGAGCUGAGGUUUCAAAACUUUCAUAUACCCAAGGGUUCCUCCUCAAAGUGUACACCAGAUUAUGUGGAAGUCCUUGAUGGGAAGCACAGCUCUAGUAAAAGUAACGGAAGAUUGUGUGGGUACGACACACCAGAACGAAUUCGCUCGAGCGGUCGAUACAUGACGGUUCGUUUCAGAUCUGGUGAAACCAUGUCAGCGUACAGUGGGUUUGACGCUACAUUCGAAGCUCAGAAUGUGCCAGUUGAACCUGCUGCAUCUUCUACUUCCAAAGAAGUUUGUUUGCCAGGGAAUCCCAACAAUGAGAACCUGAUGUUGACUGGCACCGAGGGGACAUUACAAACUCCCCUGGAGUUUUACCCCACGGAUUUGGUCUGUGUUUGGCUUAUCAUUGUACCGAAAGGAAAAAGAGUAGAACUCAACUUUGAGAGAUUUGAUAUAAGUCCAAUAGGAUGCUUUGAUCAUGUGCAGAUCUUUGAUGGAGAGACUGACCAGAGCCCCAGUUUAGAACAAUACUGUGGAGAUUCGGUUUUACAGGAGGUUCGGUCAACUGGUCGGCAUAUGUUGGUCAGAUUCUACUCAGACUCUGAGUCUGGUGAACUACAUACUGGAUUCAAGGCUUCUUUUAAAGCUAUAAGCG